UUGACGAUUUUCUGCUAUCUUCUUUUUAAGUCAGUCUUUUGGCAAAUUCUUGCAAAAGCAUUUGGAAAGAACUCUUUAAAAGGCUAACCUCAGAAAAGGCUAAAACCUGUGAGGUGUUCAAGGGGACCACUAUUUAGGGAGGGUAGCAGUGGCGGCUUGUGGCGGUACUGGUGGUACCAGUCUAGUACCAUUUUAUUUUGAAAGCUUGAAUUUUUUACAUGACUUUGUUUUGUUAAUUUACAAAAAUGCAAACAUACUGAAUUAAUUGUGAAAACAAUAGAAAGAGCGGCAGAGUUCAACACAGCCGAUAUCUGACCGUCUACCCUCCCUCACUUAUCUCGUUGAAUGACCUGUCUCUGCGCUGUGUUGAAUGUAGGCUACGGUACUAGACCUCAUUCAUCCAGUACUGCGGAAGACUGUCCCAUUGUAUUUGUCGACACAUCAUGACGUAAAACUGUUUGUCUUUCGGUAAUCCAACAAUGGAAAAUUCGUUCGCAGUACUAGAUUCCUCUUUCUAGUAGUAUUGGGUGGCCGCCAAAAUAUGUCAUUCCGUUCAAGAUUAUGAAAGCAACCCCGCAGUCUUUUCAGCAGUUUUAAAUGACGUCAAACAAACUGAGAGGUAUUCAAAGGCAUCUGGUCUAUUUUCUAUUUCUGGGUAUGACAGUGGGGUUAUCCCAGUGACUAAUUUAACAGCCCGUACAAUAAUGCCUUAUUUGGUUACUAUGAUGCAAUUCUCUUCUCUAUCCAAAAUGACGUAGGUUGGAUGAAUUUUGUAUAUAUAGUUUAUUGGCCUUUUCAUUCAUAAUGCAAAUUUUCUCGUAACCAAAGCAGUCAAGUUGUAUUGAUCUUGAUGAAAAUGACUCAAAUCGCAGGGAUUGACUACCUUUUCGGAGUUUCGCGUAUUUUUGCGCUCUCUUCUGCCCAGGGCCGAUUAACUCACGAGCAACGUCUUGGUUUGAAAAAAGAUGGGAGACCUUGUCCCAAAAUUGAAAUUAAAAACCGUGACAGUGAGACCGUUUACAAUAAUUUUUUAUGGAUGUGUGGCGAUGCAGAAAAGAACACUUAUUUUUGCUGGCCUUGUUUGGUCAUGGGUGAUCUGUCCAAGAUGAAAGCAACAUCUUUUGCACGAAAAAGUGGUUUUCAGUCUUCUGGAGACAACCUUUGGAAUCUUUCGAAGCGCCAUGAGAAAACUAAAAUGCACAUCAUCAACCACACUGCCUACCAACUUUUAGGAAAUGUUGACGUUUCUUGUGCAUUGGAUGAAGCAAGACGUAGACAGGUACAGCAACACAACAAAAAUGCGUCAAGAUAUUCAAGAAUACUAAAAUACCACAUUUCUUUAGCUGUGUUUCUCUCAGCACAAGGCCUUGCAUUUCGAGCGCAUGACGAAUCAAAGUUAUCAUCCAAUAGAGGAAACUUCAUCGAGCUGCUUGACCUCAUCGCUAAUUAUUGCAGUGAUUUGCAAGAUUUUCUUAACGAAGAAAAGAUCACGUAUACGUCACACGAGCCACAGAAUGAUUUGAUAGAGUGCGUGUUCCAAGAGGUAAAAGAGGAAAUUCAGCGGAGAAUCGACAAUUCCCAAUUUUUGGCUGUCAUGAUGGAUGAAACCAGCGAUGUUAGCAGGGUGGAGCAGUCAGCUGUUUCAGUACGCCUAAUCAACGAAGGAGAGGUAGAGGAACACCUUUUGGGAAUAAUUGAAUGUUCCAAAGAUACAACUGCAAAUACAUUGUCAUCGAUUCUUCUCAAGAAAUUGGAAGAAUAUAAGAUCACGCCACAAAACGGAGGGAAAAAGCUCAUCGGGCAGUCCUAUGACGGUGCCGCUACGAUGUCAGGUGAAUUAAAUGGUGUCCAAAAGCAGGUUCAAGAUAGAUUUCCUGCUGCAUAUUACAACCACUGUGUUGCUCACAGGAUAUCACUUUGUGCCUCACAAUCAGCAAAAAAAAUUCCAAAAGUUGCCAAAUUUUUUGACACUGUUGAUAAACUUAUACGUUUUUUUAGAAACAGCCCAAAGCGAACGUCUCAACUUGGCCAUAGUCUACCGAAACCUGGUGAUACACGUUGGUUAUCGCGUGAUGCAGCAAUUGGGGUCAUUGAUUCAUUGUAUGAAACAAUCGGAGCAGUGCUGUAUGAAAUGGCCAAUGAUAAAGAUGACAAAACGGAGACACAAGUCACUGCUCGAGGGCUCUGUUUGCAAAUUCAGCACAUCGAAUUCGUAUUUCUUUUGAAAAUAUACCGAAAGAUUUUUGCCCACUGUGCCCCAAUAAUAACAGUCAUGCAAAAUCCGACCCUUGACGCAGUGCAAUUGUCAUCAAUGCUGGAAGACUUUCAGAGAUUUUUGCUGAAUUUGGAUUGCAACCAUAUUUGGGAGGAUGCAAUGCUUCUGGAUCCUGAGAUGCCUGCAGUUCGCCAACGAAAUGGAUGGAGAGGAGUCGAGGAAGCAGUAGAUUCAACAGGUAGUUGGAAGAGAAAUUUACUGGCAAUUUCCUCAGAAAUUGCACAAAAGUUUUUGGAACAAUUGCUUUGGCGAUUUGAAAAUCUCACAAGAUUCAAAUGGAUGGAAUUAAUCCACCCUUCAAAAUUUGACGAGAGGAAAAAGAUGCCACCAGCUAAGCAAAAAGAACUUAUAUGUAAAGUCAAAGAACUUUAUCCAUUCGCAGUACCUGAUGCUUUAGCGCUUGAACAUAACCUAAGUGUGCUUUACGAUAACAACGAAAUAAAAAUUCUGCUAGAUAACAUUGUAAGAGAACGAGAUGAGCUGGCAGCUAAGAAAAGAGAGAGACGGCGUAAAACGAAGCAAGCAAAUGAGGAGCCGAACGAAAACAAAGAGACUGACAGAAGCACAGUAGAAGUUGAGGAUUCAUUUGAAAGGGAAACAGGAGGAGGAGUCGAAGAGGAAAAUAUAAAGAAGGGAAAGCCAAAUGUUCAAGACUUGCUAAAAGUGAUUAAAACAGCUGGUCUUGAAGAAGCAUUACCUCAGGCUUUGAUUUUGCUGGAGCUGGCUGCCGCAACACCACUUACCAGUGUUCACUGCGAAAGAGUGUUCAGCAGAAUGAAGAAAGUUGUGUCACCGAGCAGAUCAACGAUGUUACAAGCAAGAAAAGAGAUGCUAAUCUUCCUCCAAGUGGAACAUGCCAUUGUUCGAUCACUUUCAGAGCAACCAACUUUUAAGGAUAAUGUUGUAAAUAGGUUUAAGUCUUUUAAUCAGCGUCGUUUAGAAAGAUUUUCAAAUAAAUGAGUUUUUAGUUUAACGUGGCAUCAUUUGCAAAAAAACUUUUCCAUUAUGUUUAAAAAAAGAGUGCUUGCAGUUUCCUCAUGCUCUAUGUGUCUUGACCACAGAUUUCUACACACAAAAAUUUAUUGGGAAAUACAUUAGUCUUUUAGAUACGAAUUAGGACCAUAUUCGUUUCAAAGCAAAAAGCUUUCCAAGGAGCUACAUCCCCCCCCUCCCCCACCAUAACACCGGCUGGUCUGUUUUAAAAAAAUUUUCAUAUAGCUAACAAUACUUUUACCAGUACCAUCUGAUUUUGCGUGCCAGCCGCCACUGGAGGGUAGUAUUCUUUGGAGAGGAGGAUGCUUUUGGUAGUAGAGGUUUAUUUUAAGUGAGUAUGAUGUUUUUGAAGGAGGUAUACUUUUGAAAGUUAAAGGGGCUUUUGAUGAAAAAAAAUUUCAAGUGAAUACAAAGAACUGAAAGUUCGCAUUGGGAAAGCACUGCAAUAAAUACAUUCUAUUUGCAUGAUUUACUGGUGUUACUAAUUUCACUGAUAUUUAAGCGAGAAUGAGUUUUGUACACAGUAGCUAGCUAGUAUUUCAUUUUACCAACCGUCGACUCAUUGUAUUUAGCCGUUGGUUUUUUUGCUGACUCCGUU
Rhopilema esculentum is the source of this 3866-nucleotide messenger RNA. NCBI's taxonomy places the organism in Eukaryota, Metazoa, Cnidaria, Scyphozoa, Rhizostomeae, Rhizostomatidae. The record is from RefSeq and is a predicted model, not a curated record.